AAAGUUUAAAAUAGUUAUUAACAUAUUUUGAGAUUAGGGAAAAACACUAAUUCUAAUUUUAAAAAAAUUUAAGAAAAAAUUAGUUUGAUAUUUUUUUAGAGGAGAUUUUGCUUUUAUUAGGAAGAAAAGAAAUUCAAAACUUUAGCAAGUGUAUGAAAAAAAAAAAGUAAUUCAUCAAUAAGCUCCAUUGUCCCACACUUUUCUUUUUAGCUUUCGUACAAGGUUGAUUUCCAAAAAUCACUUGUACAACUUAUACGAACAUAACCAAUAUUGCCAUAAAUACACAAAAGUCCACUCAGUACCAAGAGAAGAACAAACACACACUGCUGGGGCUUAAAAAAUCCAAUUCAACCAACCAACCAAACUAAACUUAAAACAGAAACCUCUGUGUCCUAAUUGCCAGUCACGUGUGGUCUGCACCAACAAUGGCAGUAUUAAUACUGUAUCAUCGCACUUUUAUAAGCCUCUGUCAUGCCCACGUUCCAGUUUCUCGAAUACAAGACAAUCCAAUAAACUAAAAAUAUAUCAUAUUUAUUACUUAUUUAAGGUACACUUAAGAGCUUGGAAGUUGAAAAUGUUGUCUUUUUAAUGAGCUUUUUGUUGGGUUGUUUCUUGGUUUUGUGGCGGUGGUGUUAAUGGAUGGUUUUUCGAAUUCUUGUUCUUCGUCUUGUUUAUCUGCUGUGUGUCCCAAGUCACCACCUGGGGGUUUGGAUUUGUUUGGGAAGAGACGGCAGUUGGUUAAAGUGCAAAUUUUGGAACGGGAGAUUGGUUUGCUUCAGGAAGAGUUAAAAUCCGUGGAAGGCCUUCAACCUGCUUCUAGAAGUUGCAAAGAGCUCAAUGACUUUGUAGGGGCUAAACCAGAUCCUCUUGUAUCAAUCGGAAACGAGGAGGCGCAUAAAUCCCACCUCUGCUGGAAGAAGCUCUGCUGCUCGGAGAAACCAUCGUGUACCGGACUUUCAUGGCCGACAUGUCGCUGCUGUUUGAAUUCAUCUCUAUGUAGCUGUAAGAAACUGAAUCAUUGUUGCAGUUGCUCAAAUACCUGUUGUUGUCUAUAAUCUGUAUCUUUCGUAACUUCGUUAGUCUUCUAAUUCAAUAAAUUUUACUGGUAAAUAAGACAAAUAUGGUUCUUUUUAUAACUUGCAUCUUACUUAUAAGUUAUAAAUUCCUCACAUACUGUGUUAGAAUCCCUCUACUUCAUGGCCA
Messenger RNA from Mercurialis annua (annual mercury), 1203 nucleotides. Its product is annotated as guanine nucleotide-binding protein subunit gamma 3-like. Bases 636 to 1055 code for a protein of 139 amino acids. The transcript is spliced from 5 exons. The record is from RefSeq and is a predicted model, not a curated record. NCBI's taxonomy places the organism in Eukaryota, Viridiplantae, Streptophyta, Magnoliopsida, Malpighiales, Euphorbiaceae.